AUGAGUCUCAAAUACUUUGAAAAGGUGCUACCAUCCUCGUAUCAUUACCUUUCCGGAUCAGUCUUUUCAAUAUACAAUCAGCCCGUCCUUGCCAGUGCCAUCUUUACUCAAGCCCUCAGGUCUAAGACGAAGCAGAAUGAUAGACUACUACUCGCUCGACAGUUUAGAGAAAGCUUCCUUCGAAGUGGCAUCUUUGGCGGCAUGUCGAAGGCCAUCAAUUCAUUACAAGAGCUGCACAAGGUCAUGCCUUCGGAGCUGAAAGAACCCGUGAAGCCGAUGCACGACAAUACACAGAGCAUAUCAGACCUCCAUGCGCAAGGCAGUAGCUUUCUCGCUCAAGUCUACGAUGGUGAGCGCGGUGCCAAUAUCCAGACGGCGCUACAGACCAUUUCACCGAGACUUGGACACUAUGCGGUUGAUCUGGUGUAUGGUGGCAUCUACUCUGACACGAGCGCGUUGUCGCUCGAAGCUGCUUGCGUCUGCAUGUUCACGUAUAACUUGGCAGUAGAUACGCCGAAGCAGGCGAUCGGACAUAUAGAGUCUUCACUGCGACAUGGAGCGACAAAGGAUGACCUGCUGGAGGUAGGAAAGAUGGUGCGUCUCAUUGCAGAGAUGUACGACGUCAAGCUGAAGCACUGGAUGGAGUCACACACAAUCAUGGUACAGACAACCUUGGCAGACGCGUACUUGCGCAUAGCAAACGACGAUGAUCUUUCGAGUGAUGGACUCAACCCACAGACAACGUCCAGCGACAAGCAAUCAGACGUGGAGAGGAAGACUGCUCAGCUGCGCGACACAUGCAUGAAGCUGCUCAAGGCGCUCCAAUCCAAGCUCUCCUUCCAAGUCAUGGCAGCACAACUCGAGACACUCCCUGCACAACUCGAACGUCAUAUCGCUUUGCAGACGAAGCUCAAGAAAUACCUGUUUCCCGAAGACUUUGACAGUAUCGGCACUGAACUCUGGAAUCUUGCACACCGUGUCUCCAAGCGCGCAGCAAGCCACGAUCAAGCUACCUUAUGUCACUUACGCUACGCUGCCUUGCUCAUGAUUGAGCUCGGUCGUUCCUCCGCCAAGGAUCUCGGCGGUACAACCAGAUUACUUGGCGUGUGUCUCAAAGCUGCGACGCACUGUCAAGCCUCUGGUGUACCUGCGCUGGCACAGAAGGUCGUUGCGAAAGCUUCUAUGUUGCAGUCUGCACUGAUGAGUCCUGCGAUGCGCAAGAUGGAGGGAUACAGCGCAGUCAAAACCGCUGAGCUUUCUGUGGAUCUGUUUGUCACGCGCUACAAGCUGGAAAGAGCACAGAAGAACUUUGAUGUCGCAGAGUUUGCGUUGCGUCAGGCGAUCAGCGCAUCAGAGUUAGCACGGAUUGAUACAACAAAGUCACUGAGCGUGGCAGAGACCUCCUUCGAUCUGGGAACUGAGUGUUUAAGAAGCAAUGAACUCGACAAGGCCAUUGAUUGGCUCUCAGAAACUCACAAAAUGAUCAUAUCACAGGAAGAAGAGAUGUAUGCGGAUCUACAAGUCUGCACUAUGGAAAACUUGGCGCGCGCUCAUCUUCGACGCAACAAGGAUGAUGACCUGCAGCGUGUACAGAUCUUGCUCGACCAAGCGCAUGAACAUUACCCUGUCGCGUCCUGGCUCUACUGCUUGAAGCUGGAGUUUCUGGCUGUUCGCCACGAAACCAAUGAAGCGUUUACCGAAACACUGAAUAGCAUGAUUCGCGUCGUGCAGCUGAAUGGAAAGGUCUUCAACGCCAUCAUGCACAAGAUUCAUGACUUGCAUACGCGAGAUAUGACUGCGGCUAUUCAAGCACUCGAUUAUCUCAUGCCCAAAAUUGUCGACACUGGUGAGGUUGAGUGGUUGGAACGCGCUCUCGUAACUCGCAUCUGGAUCGCUACACAAGUGCCUGAAGACAAGCACUCUGCUGUUCUUGUGACUCUGCAGGAUAUGCUUGCUCGACUGGAACAGCAAUUGACGAGACCUCUGAGCGCAAAAGCCGAGCACGCAUGCCUUACAUUCCUGUGGAAGACAUGCGAGAGCCUUUUUGAGCGCAAGCUAUACGCUGCGGCUAUGGCGUGGUGUGCGCUUGGUCAAGCAAGCAUCUUCAAAACAGUCAGCGAUGUGACAAAAUCUCGCUUCUUGCGCAAGACUGCAAGUUGUUACCUCGAGCAAGGAGACUACACUAAUGCGCUUGCAACCUUGCAACGACUCCCCGCAUCUGCAUUUGCAACACCAAUGACGCGCUACCUUUUGUUUCGUGUUCAACUAAACAUGAAUGACACUCAAGCGCUCGUUGAGAACCUGAAUAAACUCGUGCAGUGUCACAGCUUUGACGUUGCCAUCUUGUUUCACUGCGCCAAAGCUGCUGAGCAGAUUGGUAACCAAAGGGUUCUCUUAAUCAUCUUUGAGAAGAUUCGCGACCUGGGCAAGCAAUCUGAAAUGGUCAGAAAGCCAGCGCUAUUGCGUAGUAUUGUUCGAUUGCUGACUGUUCGCCUUGAUGCAGAGCCACAGGAGCCCGCUGAUGUGCUCAAAGUACUCGAUCAAUUCCAGGUCGUUGCUUCCAUGGUCAAAACUCCAGAGGCAUGCAUCGCCAAUAACUUCAACACGAAAGAGCUGGGAUGGUUUUCGCUGGCUGCUCACAAUCUUGCAGUCAAAAACAUCAAGAACUGGAGUCUCGAGCACUUGACUCAACUCCUGGCGGCCUGUCAAACGAUUCUUGAGGCUUACACGCCGUCACCGGAUCCACAUGUCAAUCAAGACGUUGCAGCUCGUCUUGCAUUGUGUUCUUAUCUGUCUGUCUGUGCUUACUAUUUUGCUUCAAGGAGCGAGCAGGAUGAAGUCAAAAAGAUGGCCUUCUCGCAAAGUAUGUGCAAGCAGUCCUCCGUAUUUCGUCACGCCCUUGUCCGAUGGCAAGCAGCAGAUACAAAGGCCCAGCUACCAGAUGAUUUAUGCACAAAGAUGGCAACGAUCUUGAUCUUUGAGUUUGAAGCCCGAAUCUAUGUGCAAGACUGGCAUGAGCUGUCCUCUUUGAUUGAACUGGCGAAUAAAUAUGGUAUUGCGCAGCAAACACUCGCAGCGAUGGCUGAUUUGACGUUAUCAAGUCGCAUGCCAACUGAAACGAUGCUCAAGAUACUUGACGGAGUAUCACAAGCUACUUUAAAUUCUCCUGCGAUGGACAUCAAGAGAGUGGCCAAGUGGUACAGAGUGCUCUUUACUACUGUUCUGAAGCAUGAUCAGAGCACUGGCCUUCAGUAUGCAAGCAAACUGCUGAAGGUGAUCCGAUCUCAUGCAUCAACGUAUCCAUCUGAUGAGAUACAUUGGCUUGCUGGCAAAGCAUUCAAUCACGCAGUAGAUCUCCAUGUGGCAGGCCAGACGGAUGCUUGCCACAGCUGGUGCGAUGUUGCGCUGAGCCUUGCCAAUCUGACGAAUGACGAGACGCUCAAAGAAACGAUCCAGCAGAAUUUCCAGCAGCUGCUCAAUACAGGCGGCGAUACAUAG
This is a messenger RNA of Protomyces lactucae-debilis, 3498 nucleotides long. RefSeq names its product meiosis protein SPO22/ZIP4 like-domain-containing protein. Gene Ontology annotation, molecular function: protein binding. The record is from RefSeq and is a predicted model, not a curated record. Lineage: Eukaryota; Fungi; Ascomycota; Taphrinomycetes; Taphrinales; Protomycetaceae. Gene Ontology annotation, biological process: meiotic cell cycle; regulation of synaptonemal complex assembly. The transcript is spliced from 9 exons. The coding region runs from base 1 to 3498 and encodes 1165 amino acids.